UUUUCUCUUUCCUUUAUUAAGUAAAACUACUCUUAUAACAAAUGUAAAAUAAAAUAAAACACCCUAGAUAAUCAAAAUACAUGCAAAAAUUAAGGAAUCCAUAAAUAUAGCAACAAAAGCGGAGAACCACACAAGACUACAGCCCUUAUGUAAUGAGAAAAAUAAGGGGAGAUUAAUUAAAAUUUCUAAUUUUGACAAACCAUAGAUUUUGAUAUAAAAAUAGUUUAAUUGUGUAUAAUCAUCGCACCGCAUGUCUGCAAAGAAUAAAUAAAACAGAGAAAAGGAGAGGGGUAAAAAACUCUCUUUUCUCUGCAUCAUUUAUUCUCUGCAUAAAUUUAUAAUCAGAAAAAUGGGAAGCAAAGUAUUGGUGUCAAUAAUAUCCAUAAUUUUGGUGGUGGGUGUUAUAGUUGGGGUGGUAGCUGUUGUCAACCGUCCAGGAGGUAAAGGUGGGAUCAAGGAUAAUGGCAGUAAGGAUGACGAAAACCUGUCAGCUUCAAUGAAGACGGUGAAUGCCCUUUGUGCACCAUCUACAUUCAAAGAUUCAUGUAUUAAGAGUUUAGGUUCAGCAGCACAAAACGAGAGUGCAACCCCUCAAGACUACGUUCAAAUUGGGAUUCAAAUGGUUUUACAGGAGAUAUUAAAGGCCAGCAAUCUCACUGAUGCCUUUGUCUCCAAAGCUAAUUCAACCAAAUAUGUGGAGAGAACUAACAUGGCUAUUCAAACUUGUAAAGACCUCUACAAUUUGGCUGUAGAUCGCCUCGAGGGUUCCAUUAAAAAAGUUAAUGAUCCUAAAAUGUAUAAAGAUAAGGGUAUUGUUUGGAAUGUUCGUCUAUGGCUCACUGAUGUUGUCACUUUUGCCACUAGUUGUGUAGAUGAAUUUGAUGAGGCUGAAGCUCCUGAACUUCAAAAUAAGAUGCAGGAUGCUGUUGUCAAUGCCACUGAGCUCACUGUUAGCAUGCUCGAUAUCAUUACCAUCUUCAAUGAAGCUCUUGCAGACUUGGGUCUUUCUCCUGAUGCCAGCAAAUUGGUUGAGCUUUCAACUACAGUUAAUGCUACAUCCAAAGUUGUAGUUACUAGUAGCCGUCGCCUCCUUGGCAUGGCCGUUGAUGGAGAAGGCUAUCCGACAUGGUUAUCUCGUAGUGAUCGUAAGCUCUUAGGUGCCAAAAAUAUGAACAAGAAAAAGGGGGUUGGUAAGGGCAAGGGCAAGAAGAAAGGAAAGAAGGGAAAGGGCAAGAAGAAGGCAGGAGCUGCAGUAGCAGGAGCAGCAGCAGGAGCAGCUGCUGUAAUUCAACCGGGUAUGAAGCCCAAUGCUGUGGUUGCUCAAGAUGGUAGCGGUCAGUUCAAGACGAUCAGCGAUGCUGUAAGGGCACAUCCAGGGAAGAAUGCACAGGGUCGGUAUGUUAUAUAUGUUAAGGCUGGAAUCUAUAGGGAGGAUGUACUCAUAGGUAAGGAGCACACUAAUGUUUUCAUGUAUGGUGAUGGCCCUACAAAAACAGUAAUAACAGGUGACAAGUGUUUCGCAAAGGGAAUUCAAACUUCUAAGACAGCACCCUUUAGUGUAGAGGGUAUUGGGUUCUUUGCAAAGGACAUGGGUUUUCAAAACACGGCUGGUCCAACAGGCCACCAAGCUGUGGCUUUGAGGGUAAAUGCUCUUGAAGCUGUGUUCCAUAAUUGUUGGUUUGAUGGUUUCCAAGACACAUUAUAUGUUCAAGGUGGAUCUCAAUUCUUCCGUGAUUGUCAAAUUGCUGGAACUGUUGAUUUUAUAUUUGGUAAUGGUGCUACUAUAAUACAAAACUCAAGGAUACUUGCUAAGAAGUGUGACCCUAACCAAAUGAAUUUAGUCACAGCUCAAGGUGGUGUAGCUGUUAAUGAACCAACUGGUAUUGUAAUUCAAGGUUGUGAGAUACUACCUGAUAAAGACCUUUUCCCACUCAGGUUUGAACUUAAGACUUACUUGGGUCGGCCAUGGAAGAUGUAUGCAAAGACUGUGUUCAUGGAGUCUCUUAUGGGAGACUUGAUCCAACCUAUUGGUUAUGAACCUUGGGCUGGAAAUGCAAAUAUUAAUACUGCAUUUUAUGGUGAAUACGCCAAUCGUGGACCAGGUGCCAAUACAGCAAUGAGGGCCAAGUGGAAGAAUGUUAGGGUCUUAAAUAAGGCUGAUGCCCAACGCUAUUCAGCUGGUGUCUUCUUAGCCGGGGCUCCUUGGGUUAAAGCCGUUGGUGUUCCACUAAAUCUUCUUGUUGCAUAAUGAAUGUGUUUAGGACUCAGGAUUAACCAGACUUCUAUCAGUCACUGAUUUGCUAGACUUUCUUUACUGGAGUAUUAUAUACAUAACAAAUGCAUGAAUCAAUAUUUACCUUCUCUCUGUAUAAUUUUAAAGGUGUAUGGGGAAGGGGGGAAGUGAGAGAUUCAUUUUGAUAUGAGGAGGAAAGGGAUUUUUUAUGUAUAAGAAUUAAAUUGUCCUCCAUUUUAAUAAACACCAAUGUUGGAAAGA
This is a messenger RNA of Spinacia oleracea (spinach), 2494 nucleotides long. Its product is annotated as probable pectinesterase/pectinesterase inhibitor. Bases 350 to 2248 code for a protein of 632 amino acids. Lineage: Eukaryota; Viridiplantae; Streptophyta; Magnoliopsida; Caryophyllales; Amaranthaceae. The record is from RefSeq and is a predicted model, not a curated record. Gene Ontology annotation, biological process: cell wall modification. Gene Ontology annotation, molecular function: enzyme inhibitor activity; pectinesterase activity. The transcript has a single exon.